Messenger RNA from Guillardia theta CCMP2712, 1443 nucleotides. RefSeq lists its product as hypothetical. The record is from RefSeq and is a predicted model, not a curated record. Lineage: Eukaryota; Cryptophyceae; Pyrenomonadales; Geminigeraceae. Gene Ontology annotation, biological process: autophagy; peptidyl-serine phosphorylation. Gene Ontology annotation, cellular component: cytoplasm. Gene Ontology annotation, molecular function: ATP binding; protein serine/threonine kinase activity. The coding region runs from base 1 to 1443 and encodes 480 amino acids. The transcript has 6 exons.
AUGCUCAUGGACCUUAUAAAGCCCGUGGCAAUCAACCCUCAGAACAUCGCCAUCUCACAUGAAAUUGCCAAAGGAAGCUUCGGAAUGAUUUUCAGCGCCAAACUCAACGGCCGAAAUGUGGCGGUGAAGAGGAUCAGACGGGAUGAUGGCGUCGAUCUGGCGUGGAAGCUUCGGAACGCCUACCUCGAACUGAACAUCAUGAACCAGCUCUCCCAUCCAAACGUCUUACAGCUCUUCGGAGUCACCAUGCAGUUUUCGAGGGAUCGUCGCAGCAGCCUCAACUUUGGGAUUGUGAUGGAGCUGUGCAGCGACAGCCUGCAGAAGCACAUGCAGAAGAAGAGGCUGAGCCUGUACGACCGGAUGAAGUUUGGAGUCGAGAUCCUCCAAGGCGUCACUUACUUGCACUCCUCGGGCAUCAUCCACCGUGACCUCAGCACUCAGAACAUCCUGCUGAACCAGCAUGGCCGUGUCAAGAUUGCAGACUUCGGCUGCGCGAGGAAGGUGAACGACGACGGCGAGUACUUCUCCACGACCAUUUCGGGAAGUCCAGCGUACAUGGCGCCAGAGCAGAUGCACACCAGCCCCUUGACGACCAAGGUGGACGUGUGGGCCCUCGGAGUCAUACUGUGGGAGCUUGCUACCCAGAAGCUGCCGUGGGCGGACGAAGCGAUGAUGGAGAGUCCGACGCGAGUUGCAGACUUCGAGUACUGCAAGAGGAAGAUCGUCAAGUGCAGACUGCCGAGGCCGAUGUCGAGCGGGUUCGCUCCGAACCUGGCGGAGAGUUACUACAAGCUCAUCUGCUCCUGCCAUCACUUGAACGCCAUCAAUCGGUUCUCGUCGAAGCAGGUGUUGGAUGAGUUCCUGCAAAUCGUUGGAUCCGUGGAAGACAAGAAGUUCCAGGACAUGGCUCGUACUGCAAGCUUCAUGGACAAGCUCAUGAUCAAGGGCGGAGAAGGCAUCUCCCCGAGGUUUACCAAACUUGCGACCAAACUGUUCAACUUCUACACGGCCUACAACCCAGACAAGAUACCGGACAUUCCGAGCCUUGUGCAGGAGUACGAGAACAACGAGGACAAGCUGAACAAGAACUUGUACGCUCGUUACAAAGUUGAUCUCGACUCCUUCGAUCGUUUCGAGGGCUCACAAUCGACAUCCAAGAUCGCACCAUCCAUCGCCAGCAAUGCCGACACCUGGCGGAAUGGCUACGACUCGGUGCCCUCUAGUUCGGUCUCUACAGCAAACUACGAGCACUCAGGGCACACAUGCCACUGCAAAGAAGAAAUCUGGUUGGAAGAGAAAUCGAAGCUCAUUGAGGAGAACAACCAGCUGAGAGAAGAGAAGCGCAAGAUGCAAGACGAGCUGUUGUCUCAACGCAACGUCAUUACUUCUAUGAGAAAUGAGUUGCAAUAUCUCCGUCAGGCUCUCAAAUCCAUGAGAGCGUAA